This is a messenger RNA of Nomascus leucogenys (northern white-cheeked gibbon), 1018 nucleotides long. Its product is annotated as non-secretory ribonuclease. The coding region runs from base 357 to 842 and encodes 161 amino acids. Gene Ontology annotation, biological process: chemotaxis; innate immune response in mucosa. NCBI's taxonomy places the organism in Eukaryota, Metazoa, Chordata, Mammalia, Primates, Hylobatidae. The transcript has 3 exons. Gene Ontology annotation, molecular function: nucleic acid binding; RNA nuclease activity. The record is from RefSeq and is a predicted model, not a curated record.
UCAUUAUAUUUUUUUACCCAUUAACCAUUCACUUCCCCCUCACCCUCCAAUACUAAGGUCUUUGAACUAAAGAAAAUGAAAGAGUGUUAGAAUCAGCCUCAGAACGAAGGACUUUCUUAACUUCUCCUGUUUUGCCCCCAAGUGCACGACGAAACUCUUCCCGUCUGAAGUUACCUUAUCCAAAGCUCCUCCAGAAAGAACCCAGUGGACUUUGAUCACCUCCCUGAGAUUUUCUUAACCGGGGAAGAUUAAACUCAUGGCAGAAGUUCCAAGAAGGAGAGACCAGCUGCCCCUGAACCCCAGAACAACCAGCUGGAUCAAUUCUCACAGGAGCCACAGCACGGAGACUGGGAAACAUGGUUCCAAAACUGUUCACUUCCCAAAUUUGUCUGCUUCUUCUGUUGGGGCUUAUGGGUGUGGAGGGCUCACUCCAUGCCAAACCCCGACAGUUUACCUGGGCUCAGUGGUUUGAAAUCCAGCACAUCAAUAUGACCUCCCAGCAAUGCACCAAUGCAAUGCGGGUCAUUAACAAUUAUCAACGGCGAUGCAAAAACCAAAAUACUUUUCUUCGUACCACUUUUGCUAAUGUAGUUAAUGUUUGUGGUAACCCAAAUAUGACAUGUCCUAGUAACAAAACUCGCAAAAAUUGUCAUCAAAGUGGAAGCCAGGUGCCUUUAAUCCACUGUAACCUCACAACUCCAAGUCCACAGAAUAUUUCAAACUGCGGGUAUGCACAGACACCAGCAAACAUGUUCUAUAUAGUUGCAUGUGACAACAGAGAUCAACAACGGGACCCUCCACAGUAUCCAGUAGUUCCAGUUCACCUGGAUAGAAUCAUCUAAGCUCCUGUAUCAAUACUCCUCGUCAUCACUCAUCUGCCAAGCUCCUCAAUCAUACCCAAGAUCCCGUCUCUCCAUGUACCCUGGGUAUCAACAUCUGUCCUCAUCAAUCUCCAUACCCCUUCAGCUUUCCUGAGCUGAAGUCCCUUGUGAAGCCUGCAAUAAACUGCUUUGCAAAU